AUGGCACCAGUGUUAGACCACGAAGAAGACUAUGUAUCGGAAGAAGACUCUGACUUUGCGCCCGACGACGUGCCCGCUGAUGACGACGUGUUGGACGAAGACGAAGCGGAUGAUGGAGACAAAGGGUCAACCAGGAAGAGGAAACAUGAGGGGGCCGACGACGACCGCCCCGAGGAUGAUGCCGGUUUUGAAAACUCGGGCGAUGAGGCGGUAAUUGAGAAGGCCAAGAAACGGCUCAAAAAGCUAAAGAAAGAUGACGGAGCCGGCGCUGCCGAGGACGAUGGCGGCGAGGGAGGGAUUGUCAAGACGCGGGGGAUGCGUGCCGCCGAAAAAGCCGAAAGACGAGCGGCGGCCGCCAGCGGGCCGGUUACUAUCGAUGUCGAUGCACUAUGGGCGGAGAUGAUCAGUACGCCCGUAGGCCGUCGAAGCCAAGAGGAAUCUGUAUCUGCAAUAGCGCAACCAAACGGAGACGUCACCAAGACAUCCACAAAACCGCAACUGGAUGGGAAGAGCGCCGCCGAAGAACCCGACCUAAUCCGCAUAAAGAGGACCUACAAUUUUGCGGGCAAGAUCCACACCGAAGAAAAGCUCGUCCCGCGCGACUCGGCCGAGGCAAAGCUCUACCUCGCUGAGAACGACCCGAAUUCGAACUCAGCGGACGAUUCUAGCAUGCCGCAAAAACGUAUGCCACGAAAGGCUUUCCGCUCUCGCUUCGAGCCCGUCAGCGCCGACGGGGCGUUGCAGCGCGCUGACCUCAAUCUUGGCAUGUCUGCGAGACUGCAGGCGCGGGAGCAGGCGAAGGAUGCCAAGAAACUGAACACGGUGGAAAAGAGCAGGAUGGACUGGGCCGGGUACGUUGAUCGCGAGGGUAUCAAGGAUGAGCUAGAGCUGGCGGGGAGGUCGAAGCACUCGUAUGCGGCGAGGCAGGAAUUCCUGGCAAGGAGCGAGGCUGUCCGGGAGGAGGAAGCCAGGCGGCUCAGGAUGGCCGCGAGGGCCUGA
Molecule: messenger RNA, 999 nt
Organism: Canariomyces notabilis
Lineage: Eukaryota; Fungi; Ascomycota; Sordariomycetes; Sordariales; Chaetomiaceae
Product: BCNT-domain-containing protein
Exons: 2
Coding region: 1-999 (332 amino acids)
Cellular component (GO): Swr1 complex
Source: RefSeq, a predicted model, not a curated record